UCAGUUACGAUCGACGACAUACACUUUUGAAUUUAACGAGAUUGUGCCCCUUUUUUUGGUGACUAUGUAUUUGGCUAUCUCACCGGUUCCGAUAAGUAGCGACUAUUAUCAGGGGAAGAUUAGGGGUUAGUUUAUCAACCCAUAUGGGAAUUGGCGAUCCACUUGCGGCCAGUCCAGUCGCUAUGGAAAGUCGGGAGCAAGAGGACUCUGUCGAGAUCUUGGACUUCGUUCCAAUCACAGGCAACCUUACCAAGGAUGGUGAUGGCUUGGUGCAGGAGCCCAUAUUCGACUGGGACUGGAUUGAGAUCGUCUUCCAAUGCUGGGAGUCGGUACGCCUGAUUCUGGCCACCUUUUGGUGCAUUUUGCUGGCUAGAGUCGUGACCCACAAACUUGGUCUUUACGGAAGACCCAAUCUCAGUUAUGUCGUGGAGUUCCUGAUUAUCAUCCUGCCCUGCAUCCUGCUGGUUACUGUGGCCGUGGAUUACAGCAAUUUUAUUGUGUUUAUCAUGCUGGGACUGACAUGGAGAUUUCUGAGAAGCACUCGGGCCCUGGAGCAAGUCCGUUCCCGAGUCCAAUUUGACUUGGGCGGCAAUCGCCCCAUGACCUUCUCCAUUCUCCGAGCACUGACUCACCUAAUCACGGCGGUGUGCAUCCUGGCUAUCGAUUUUAGCAGCUUCUACAGACCCCACCGCAAAAGCCGCCAGUUCGGAGCAAAGCUGAUGGACACUGGAAUCGGAUUGUUUGUCUUCACCAUGGCCAUGGUUUCCCGCAGGACAAGGCAUCUCUCAGAUCUGCGCCGGAGUGUGAUUUACCAGGCCCUUCCCCUCAUUUUGCUGGGACUGGGUCGGACGAUAGCCAUCCUAAUGCUUGGCUAUGGCCAGGAUGAGCACGAGUAUGGUCUGCACCUGAAUGCUUUCUUUACAUUGGGUCUUACCAAGUUGUUGGGUUCAUUGGUAAGUUUUUUGGCUCGAAGGGAUUUGCAUUUGCUGCCUUUAGGACUGGGUCUUCUGGUGACUCAUCAACUGGGCCUUAGUGUUCUCGGACUAUCGGACUAUGUGAUGGAUGAGGAGGUGGACCGAUCCGGACUGUUCAAUGCUAAUCGUGAGGGUCUGGUCUCCUUGCCUGGAUUCGUGGCUCUUUAUCUGUUGUCCAUCUACCUCAAUCGCUGGUUGGUCAACAUAAGCUUGCUAAGCUAUAUAGAGAUGGUCAAGAAGCUCUGGCGACUGCUGUAUAUGGUCCUGAUCCUGUGGACCCUCUUCGCUAUCAGUGCCUAUGGCGUAGGUAUCUCCAGAGUGACCUGCAACUUUGGCUACGUUGUUUGGAUGGAGGCUAUAGGAGCCAGCACCUUACUAGCCAGUUUUUGGGCCGUUGAUUUUAUAAUCAACAGCAAAAUGCCCUGGGAUCCCGUGGGAGGAGCAGUGCAGGAUCAGGAAAAGGGCCUGCUUACAGGCGAAUCGAGUUCGAGGGCAAAACAUAAAGCCAUCGGACCUUUCGCCAUUGCCCAGGCUCUGAACCAAAACGGCCUGACCUUCUUUUUGGUGGCCAAUGUCCUGACAGGCAUGGUGAAUAUUUUCCUAAAGCCCGAAGAUCGGUCUGACCUGGAGUCCAUAUUCAUCCUGCUCGUCUAUAUGUUUGUGGCAACCAAGUUGGCACACGAACUGCUAAAGAGGGGAAUACGCAUAGCCUAAGAUUUAAGAUGUGAUUCGAGCUGUGAUUUUUAUGAAUUUAGUGAAAAUAGACGUAACAUAUUUUUACCAAUGUU
Messenger RNA from Drosophila bipectinata, 1762 nucleotides. It is a transcript of the gene PIG-Wb, whose product is annotated as Phosphatidylinositol glycan anchor biosynthesis class W b. Gene Ontology annotation, molecular function: glucosaminyl-phosphatidylinositol O-acyltransferase activity. NCBI's taxonomy places the organism in Eukaryota, Metazoa, Arthropoda, Insecta, Diptera, Drosophilidae. The record is from RefSeq and is a predicted model, not a curated record. Gene Ontology annotation, cellular component: membrane; endoplasmic reticulum. Gene Ontology annotation, biological process: protein localization to plasma membrane; GPI anchor biosynthetic process.